UGCCGUCACGCCACCAAAUCCUCUCCGGAGAUCGUCACCUAAUCUUGUACUGCAGCCUAUGCGGAGUACGACACCGCCAGGUGAUCGGUCGGAUGUGGACCACUUGGCGCCAGGGUGUGCUUCCUCGCCAUCUCGCAUACCUGCGCUGCCUUCUCUGUCGGCAUCAUCACCAGCUGCUCCCGGUGUUCGACUUCGGGGCGACGAGUCGUCGGCGUCUCUGGAGACAGGGACUCCGAGGGUGGAUGCUACGGAUGAGGUGGUGACUCCGACCUCGGCUUCGUCGCGGCUGUCUAGCCGUCGGGCAGUGAUUUUUUCCCCGGCGGUGAGGGCGGAUCACGACCUUGCGAUGGCGGAGCUUCGAGCGCUGUCGUCCGCGCAUCCUUCGCCGGGCAGCGUGGAGGCCUCUUCGGCGACCGAGGAGGAGGAGGGUACGCUGCCGCCUACUCAGUCUGCUUCGGCUACGCCGGAGCCAUCUACACCACCUUGCAGGGCCUCCGAGACGCUAGCUGCCACUGUGUCUACGACUACAUCUCUCAGACGCAGUGGCCGCCAUUUAGUUAACGCUGACGGGGCUUCAGCUUCUGACGAGGAUUCCAUGCGGAAGGCCAUGCGUAGAACGGCAUCGCAGAACCUCGACUUUGAUGGUUAUUCAUAUAUGCUCGCGAUGGCUCCGUAUGUGGUCUAUCCUGCAACAGUCGGAGGAUAGAGACCUUUUUAUGAUGGCGUCUACACGGCUGGAGUGUUCGGCCAGGGAGAUUUUCUACCCCCAUGAAUGGCGGUGUGAUCUUCGAAUUGGAUUGGCCCCGCUAUAGGCUUGUUUUAUUUUUUACUUGUGGCUGUUUAGCCAUAUUUUUUUAUCUAGACUUCUUCAAACUUUUGGCUGUGUGCAUCUAGCUAUGUAGAGGCCGGGUGAUCUUUGAUGCGUCUGUAUCAACUCGAUAUUUCAAUUCAAUGAAAAGCC
This is a messenger RNA of Triticum aestivum (bread wheat), 961 nucleotides long. RefSeq lists its product as uncharacterized. Bases 59 to 706 code for a protein of 215 amino acids. The record is from RefSeq and is a predicted model, not a curated record. The transcript has 2 exons. NCBI's taxonomy places the organism in Eukaryota, Viridiplantae, Streptophyta, Magnoliopsida, Poales, Poaceae.